This is a messenger RNA of Pyricularia grisea, 4351 nucleotides long. RefSeq lists its product as uncharacterized. The transcript has 7 exons. NCBI's taxonomy places the organism in Eukaryota, Fungi, Ascomycota, Sordariomycetes, Magnaporthales, Pyriculariaceae. Bases 358 to 3603 code for a protein of 1081 amino acids. Gene Ontology annotation, molecular function: small GTPase binding; nuclear export signal receptor activity. The record is from RefSeq and is a predicted model, not a curated record. Gene Ontology annotation, biological process: protein export from nucleus; ribosomal small subunit export from nucleus; ribosomal large subunit export from nucleus. Gene Ontology annotation, cellular component: nucleus; cytoplasm.
CUUCACUUCACCUGGAUCCAGACCUCACCUCUUCCGGUCGGCCCUUUUUCUUUUCUAUCUUCACUCCUCGCUGUCUCCUAACUUCUUCGUCUGCGAACAUAAAACCAACCCACAAAUUCUCCUCCCGUCCUCACUUCUCGCGACGCAAAUACGAGCCCCGUCCCCGAUCGCCCGAACGAUUGGGGAGGAAAACCUCUACCCCCCGGCACAUUUGGGUUGAAGCUUAGCGGCAAAGGCGACAAGCACAAUCGCCUUUUUUUUUCAGCUACCCUCUAGGGUCUAGCCCACGAAACUUGCCGGAACUCUUGCUCACUACGAGCUUGUACAUUUGCCGAGCUCGGCCGCCGAGUCGCCAUCAUGGGUUACACGAUUGCUGAGCUUGACAGUGUUGUCAAGGCCUUCUAUGAGGGUCGCGGCGACCAGCAAAAAGCUGCGCAAGCUGCCUUGAACCAGUUCAAAGAAGAUCCAGAUGCCUGGUUGAUGGUAGAUCAGAUCCUCUCCGAGGCGACGUACUCGCAAACGAAAUUCCUCGGCCUACAGAUCCUCGACAAUGUGAUUAUGACAAGAUGGAAGGUCCUACCUCGCGAGCAAUGCCAAGGCAUCCGUAACUUUGUCGUCAACUACAUUAUAAACUGCUCCAGCACCGAGGAGUCGCUACGAUCUCAAAAGACGUUGCUAAACAAGCUGAACCUGGUCCUCGUGUCUAUUCUGAAGCAGGAAUGGCCUCACAACUGGCCGACGUUCAUCAACGAGAUCAUAUCAUCAUGCCGCACAAAUCUUUCCAUCUGCGAGAACAACAUGAUCAUCCUGCGCCUACUGUCUGAAGAGGUUUUCGACUAUUCGGCCGAGCAGAUGACGUCAACAAAAACCCGGAAUCUGAAGGAAACCAUGUGUGCAGAGUUCUCACAAAUUUUCCAGCUGUGUACCGAAAUCCUGAACACCGGCAACCAAGAAAGUCUGGUCAAGGCUACUCUGGAGACUUUGCUUCGCUUCUGCAACUGGAUUCCCCUCGGAUACAUCUUCGAGACUCCCCUCAUCGACACUCUACGAACACGCUUUCUGGAGCUCCCGGCGUUCCGUAACGUAACUCUCCAAUGUUUGACCGAGAUAGGAGGCCUCCAGGUUGGCGGGCCGACGCAAGUCAGCAACUACGAUGAACAGCUGGUCAAGAUGUUCACGGAAACUUUGGCGACCAUUGCUACCAUAAUUCCCGUCGACAUGGACCUGAGGACGACAUACCCACAAAGUAACUCGCGCGAUCAGGAAUUCAUCCAAAAUCUGGCCCUGUUCCUCUGCAACUUUUUCUCCAUGCAUCUGAACCUGAUCGAGAGGUUGCCUAACCGCGACUAUUUGACGCAUGGGCACUUUUACCUUGUUCGCAUCUCCCAGAUUGAGGACCGGGAGAUCUUUAAGAUCACGCUAGAUUACUGGUUGAAGCUGGUGCAGGAGCUUUACGAGGAGAUGCAGCAGCUCCCCCUCUCAGGCGACAAUCCUCUCAUGAACCAUGGCUCGGCGCUUUCACAAGGCGGUGCCCUGCCGCCUCAAGUGUUGGAGCAGUACCCGCUCCGAAAGCACAAGUACAAGGAGAUCCUGAGCAACCUACGAGUCGUCAUGAUUGAAAAGAUGGUGCGUCCCGAGGAGGUUUUGAUCGUUGAGAACGACGAGGGUGAGAUUGUGCGCGAGUUCGUUAAGGAAAGCGAUACCGUGCAACUCUACAAGACAAUACGCGAGUGCCUUGUGUACCUCACCCAUCUCGACGUGACCGAUAUGGAGACCAUCAUGAUCGACAAGCUUGCCCGCCAGGUAGAUGGCAGCGAGUGGUCUUGGCACAACUGCAACGUGCUCUGUUGGGCUAUCGGCUCCAUCUCGCUGGCGAUGAACGAAGAGACCGAGAAGCGGUUCCUAGUGACCGUCAUCAAGGAUUUGCUUGGGCUCACCGAGAUGAAGCGUGGCAAAGACAACAAGGCCGUUGUAGCCAGUAACAUCAUGUACAUUGUCGGCCAAUAUCCUCGAUUCCUCAAGGCUCAUUGGAAGUUUCUCAAGACGGUGGUUAACAAGCUGUUUGAGUUCAUGCACGAGUCCCACGAGGGUGUCCAGGACAUGGCUUGCGACACUUUUAUCAAGAUCGCCAAACAAUGCCGUCGCCAUUUCGUUGCCUUGCAGCCUAGUGAGCACGAGCCUUUCAUUGAGGAGAUUGUACGCAACCUAGGAAAGAUCACGUGUGACCUCACUCCUCAGCAAGUCCACACCUUUUACGAGGCCUGCGGUUUCAUGGUUGCUGCCCAAGGCAACAAGAACCAGCAAGAGCGCCUACUCAAUGAUUUGAUGCAAAUGCCCAACCAGGCUUGGGAGUCGAUCAUCAAGUCGGCCACGGCCAACCCGGCAGUGUUGCAGGAGACAGACACGAUCAAGAUCAUUGGCAACAUCAUGAAGACGAAUGUAUCGGCGUGCACCUCGAUAGGCCCCUACUUUUACCCACAGAUCGGGCGCAUCUACCACGACAUGUUGGAGAUGUACCGCGCGACCAGUGCCCUGAUAUCCGAGGCCGUCGCUCGUGAGGGAGAGAUCGCCACCAAGACGCCAAAGGUUCGCGGCUUGCGAACGAUCAAGAAAGAGAUCCUGAAGCUCAUCGAGACGUUUGUUGAGAAGGCCGAGGAUCUGCAGGCAGUUCGGGUAGACAUGGUUCCCAAACUCCUGGAGACUGUUCUGCUGGAUUACAAGGGCAACGUGCCUGGUGCACGGGAUGCUGAAGUUCUGAGGGCCAUGUCGGUCGUCAUCUCCAAGCUGCAGUCUCUGAUGGAAGACCAGGUUCCCAUUAUUAUGGAGAAUGUCUUCGAGUGCACCCUCGAGAUGAUCAACAAGGACUUUUCCGAGUUCCCCGAGCACCGCGUCGAGUUUUUCAACCUUUUGCGAGCCAUUAACUUGCACUGUUUCCCGGCGCUCCUCAAGCUCGACAACCGGCAGUUCAAGUUUGUCAUUGAUUCUUGCAUGUGGGCGAGCAAGCACGACAACCGGGACGUGGAAGCAGCAGGCCUUAACAUGUGCCAGGAGCUGAUAGUCAACAUUGCAGAGAAGACUGAUGUGGGCACUUCUAAUGCCUUCUUCAACCAGUUCUUCAUCCCGAUCAUGCAAGAUGUCUUUUUCGUUAUCACCGACACAGACCACAAGGCUGGCUUCAAGGCGCAGUCGCAGCUGCUGAUGCGCAUGUUUUACUUUGUCCAACCAUCAGACGGUUCCACUCCCAAGAUUCAGGGACCUGUCUACCAACCCGACCAGGCACCUGCCGGUACGAGCAACAGAGAAUUUUUGUCCAACUUUGUGGGCAACCUCCUGCGCAACGCGUUCUCGAAUCUUCAACCUGCUCAAAUCGUCGCCUUUGUCGACAGCCUAUUUAACAUGAACACACAGUAUGACAAGUUCAGGCUGACUCUGCGCGACUUCCUCAUCUCGCUGCGUGAGUUCCAGGGUGACAACGCGGAGCUUUACCUUGUUGAGAAGGAGCAGACGGAGCGCGACGCUAAGCAGGCGGAGCUUGAGAGGCGAUCCAAGGUCAGCGGCUUGAUGAAGCCGUCAGAACUUGAGGCGGAGGACGACGAGUUGUGACUGAGACAAGAACUCAGGAACGAGUUUGCGCCAAGCUAUGGCUCUACCAAACACGGAGACGACUCGGCGCCUGGCACCGCAUCGAAGCUUGACGCUGGGAAGUCUCAGGUCAGCUCGAGCGGCGAUGGGUGGGAGUUCUAUGAUAUUUAAGAGCUCUUUAGGCACGCCGAGGCUCAUGCGCAAGCAACCCAAUGCUUUCUCCUGGUUUUCCUUUUGAUAUUUCUUCUUCGCGCUUCGUUCCUUUCUUCCAGUCGUUGUCCUUGUAAUGAUACCAAUAGACGAUACUGGCCUUGGCCCUGUCAGGGGGGUUUGUGGUGCCGAUGCCACAUGCAAGGGGCAUUUGUUUGCACAUAUGCGGUUGUGGCAUACAGCACAUUUCUUCUCUACGGAAACUGAGGUCGUGUUACGCGAGUGGGGCUUGGAGAGUUAAAAAGAUGGAAUUGGCGGUAUAGCCAGGUGAUGUGACUUUGGCGCCAAUGAUGCCGCUAUGCUCAGGAGUAUGCGCAGGUUGAGCUUGGCUCGCAUGGGCGCUCAUCACCAAGACCAAGAGAGAAAAACGAGAGCUUGAAACAUGACGGAAGGGAGGGCGACUCUCGGCGUGAUAUUCACAGUACUGCUGCCGGUGAGAUUACCGGCUGGGUCAUAUUCUUUCCGCUUAGUUGCCGUUUCUAUAUCCCUUUCUCGUGUAACUAGCUUAGCAUAAAAGAGACGGUCUAAACUGAAGAACGAAUAAAGAGUUUAACCGGUG